AUGACGAUACCGUAUGUGCAACCGAGGGCACCGGGCCAGGGCGGAGACGGCGCGUGGCCUGCUCCUGUUGUACCAACAACCAGCCCUGCUUGGACGACAUCGAGCUGGCCAACCCGAAGCUGGACAACCUCGACCUGGCCUUCUUGGACUUCAAGUUGGACCAGCAGCUGGAAGACAACAACGGCAGUGUCCACCAUCACUGAAGCACCAUGCCCUUGCGAUACGACAGCCACGACAGUUGUGCCCGUCCAAACCACCACCAGCGACGGUGCCGCAACGGUUGUCGUCUACCAGCAUCACCACAGCGGAUUGUCGCCCGGCGCGGUCGGCGGGAUCGUCAUCGGCGCGUUCUUCGGUCUCCUCUUGCUGCUGCUUAUAUGCAUCGGCUGCUUCCGCGCCUGGCGUCGGCCGCAGUACUACGGGUCAGAUACGUCGUCGAGCUCGUCGCGCCGCAGACGACCAAUCAUCACUGAUCCCUAUCCAUCCCGUCCGAACGCGAAUCUGACAUUCGUUGGUGGAGGAAACCGGCCGGAGACUCGGGUUGUCGUUACACGGAAGGAAAAGGUGUUUGUCAGGCCUCCACCGAGAGCUGUUCGGACAACAACGAGGACCAAGGACAGGGUUGUGGUCGUCGAAGAGGAUUGA
This is a messenger RNA of Exophiala dermatitidis NIH/UT8656, 645 nucleotides long. RefSeq lists its product as uncharacterized. Bases 1 to 645 code for a protein of 214 amino acids. Lineage: Eukaryota; Fungi; Ascomycota; Eurotiomycetes; Chaetothyriales; Herpotrichiellaceae. The record is from RefSeq and is a predicted model, not a curated record. The transcript has a single exon.